UUGUCAGCUGUUAACUGUUUACAUAUGUAAAGACUUAAACGUACUUUUGUUUAACUGAAAAUAAAUAUCAGGAAGCUUGUGGAUAUUCCAAGAGCGUGAACCUAAUUAAUUGUUGUGGUAUAUCAAAUCAUUACUCACUUUCAAUUUCGGGUAUAUGAUUACUUGGUGUGCCAGACCAUUAUGUCUGCAGAAACAGAUGCUAUCGACAGGGAUUGCUUAGUUCGCGUGGCAGUGAGGAUUCGACCUCAAAACUCAAGAGAGUUGAUUGACAUGUGUCGGGUGUGCACUACAGUAACCCCUGGCGAACAACAAAUUGUUUUGGGAUCUGAUAAGGCCUUUACAUUUGAUUAUGUGUAUGAUGCGGACUCCAAUCAGUGUGAUAUAUACAGUGAAUGUGUAAAUCGUUUGGUUGAGGGAACCUUACAUGGCUACAAUGCCACGGUACUUGCUUAUGGGCAAACUGGGUCAGGCAAAACAUACACAAUGGGAACAGGAUUUGACCAGGCUUCUGGCGAUCAUCAACUAGGUAUAAUACCACGAGCAAUUCGGCACAUAUUCGCUGGCAUUGAUGGAAUAAAAUGUGCUGAUGAUAAUGACAGUUCCAUUACAAAAUCUGAAUUUAGUGUGGCUGUUCAAUUUAUUGAGCUAUACAACGAAGAGAUUAUCGAUCUCUUAGAUCCAUUUAAUAAAAAUUCAACUUUCAAAAUUCAUGAAAGUGCAAGCGGGCAAAUCACGAUAGCAGGAGCAACUAUAAAACCAAUUAAUGAACCACAAGAUGCUCUCAAAUUGCUUCAGCAAGGUGCUUUAGCACGUACAACCGCAUCGACGAAAAUGAAUGAUCUAUCUUCUCGCUCUCAUGCAGUGUUUACAUUAUUCGUACGGCGUCAGCACGUUUUGGAGUUGAAAAACAAUUUUACUGAUAAUGAAAUUGAGACUUUGACGUCCAAAUUUCAUUUUGUUGAUUUAGCAGGCUCAGAACGGUUGAAACGAACAUUAGCUACAGGAGAACGGGCACGAGAAGGGAUAUCAAUUAACUGUGGAUUGCUUGCUCUUGGGAAUUGCAUUUCAGCGCUGGGUGAUAAGUCAAAGAGAGUUUCCCAUGUGCCUUAUCGCGAUUCAAAAUUAACAAGACUCCUACAAGAUUCAUUAGGAGGUAAUAGUCAAACUCUUAUGAUUGCUUGCAUAUCGCCAAGUGAUCGGGACUUUAUGGAAACAUUAAACACAUUAAAGUAUGCCAAUCGAGCGCGCAAUAUUAAAAACAAAGUGCAAGUAAACCAGGAUCAAAGUUCUCGAACCAUUUCGUUAUUGCGCAGAGAUAUAGCAGCCUUACAAAUUGAACUUUUGGAAUACAAACAGGGAAAACGAGUACUCGACUCUGAAGGAAAUUCUUUAAUAUCGGACACUUUCUAUGAGAAUUCUAUGCUAUUAGCAGAUAACAAACGAUUGCAGCAGCGACUUAAAUCGAUGCAAGAGACUAUUAAUAUAUUAACAGAUAGAAAUGCGCAGCUUAAAUUGGAAAAACAAACUCAUGAAUGGUCAAAAGACAAAAAUGCAGAAUCGGUUGUCACCAGUUUGGUUGGAAGUUAUUUAAGCGAAAUAGAAAAACUGCAAGCAAAAGUAAUAGAAUCUGAAGAUAUGUGUCAGCAAUUAAAAAAAUUUAAUUCUUCUGGGAACUCGCCGCGUGGAUCUAAAAGUGCUUACGAUGAUGCUAAUGCUGUUAUACACUUAGCCAAGAGGGGCCUCGAAAAGGAUCGUGAACUCUUAAUGUCACGUUCAUUACCUGGUAUUCAGAAUGAAAAUGAUCAGCACGACGAUUUAGAGUCUUCCGAUAGUGAAAGUGAUUCGAAUGAAAUGGAAGAAGACUUAAAUGAAAUAAAUUCAGGCAUAGAAAUCAACACGAAGUUAAUUGAACAACUUGAACUUUCACAGCAGAGAAUACAACUUAUGCGGCAACAAUAUGAAGAAAAAUUUACAGCUUUGACUUCAAAAAUUUUAAAUACUCAAAAGGAAAGAGAUGAAGUUUUGGCAAGCAUGGGUUCAGGUUCUGCAAACAAUCCUAGAGACAAUUUAAAAUCUGUUAGAUUGGAGUAUGAACGUAAACUUAACGAUAUGAAUCGGGAAUUGAAAAGAUUACAACAGACUCAACGGGAAUAUAUUCGACAACAAAAGGAACUUAAAACACAAGAAGUAAAAUUAAAGAACCUACGAGCGGAGCUCAAUGAAUUGAAAUGCAGUAAAGUUAAAUUAAUAAAGAAAAUAUCAGAGCAAACAAGCCGUCAUAAGGAGGAAAAUUCAAGAAAAACCCGGGAAAUUGCACAAUUGCGCAAGGAACAGCGACGUCAAACGAAUGCAGUGCUAACACUGCAAGCCAAAAUGAAUGCAAAGGAACAAAUUUUAAAAAGAAAAUCCGAAGAAGUAUCUGCGCUUCGAAAGAGCCAGCGGGGACUUUCAUAUCAAAGAUCGGGAAAACAGUCCAAAACUAAAAUGGAUCAGAUUCGUUCACCACGCCAUCGUUGGGAAACUCUAUCUCGUACUAUACUGCACUCAGCCAGAAACAAACAACUAGUUACUCAGCUAGAAACAGAAUUAGAACGCCUAGUUAAGGAAAGGGAAGAAUUAUCUCAUGAACUAACACGUAUGCAAAAUACUGAAGUUCUGGAGAGAGGAACCGAAUACUCUAAUGAAGAGGACAAUUUAAAAACAAACAUUGGCUAUUUACAAGAAAAUAUUGAACAUGUUCAAAAGGCUAUUAUGGAAUUUGAAGAUGUUAAGGAUCCUGCACAUACUGACACAAAUAAAAUACAGGGUAUUUUCGAAAAAAUAAACACAAUUGAAGAAGCUAAAUAUCUAUUACAAAAAUUAGCUGACAAUGCUAUUUACAUGACAUGCAAUACAUCAAUGAUCGAAAGCCGUAUGCAGGAGCAUGAAGCUUUACUUAAAGAAGCCCAACAUGAAAGUGGCAUACAGCAACAAUUAUUACAAUAUUUUCUGUCAAAUAACACCAAUGUUCAGAUUUCAGAUCUGUUUGACUCGUUAAAUCUUGAUGAUAAGCUUAAUGUAAACAAUUUCUAUAGAAGCUAUUCGCAAAAGUCGUUAGUCAGCAAUGGGACAUACGAUAUUCCACGGGCUGAAGCAUUAGAAUUUCGGUCCCUUACCGAUGAACCCUACAACAAGAGUAGAUGCUCGUCACCCAACACAACACUUGAAACCUCUUCCGACAAGAGUCCCAAAGUGCGCGGGCGCACAGCAAGACGACAGGAUUUGCUUUUUGGAGAUACUGGAUUUCCGAAGUAACAACAAAAGCACAUGAAGCUACAUAUAUGAAAUUAAGUAAUGCGGAUAAUUGGAAUUGACAAUAAAUGUGAAAGAGUUUGCUUUGUUAAUAUUUAC
This is a messenger RNA of Drosophila nasuta, 3390 nucleotides long. RefSeq names its product kinesin-like protein 31E (gene Klp31E). Gene Ontology annotation, cellular component: microtubule associated complex. The record is from RefSeq and is a predicted model, not a curated record. Gene Ontology annotation, molecular function: ATP binding; microtubule motor activity; microtubule binding. Gene Ontology annotation, biological process: microtubule-based movement; spindle elongation; mitotic spindle organization. NCBI's taxonomy places the organism in Eukaryota, Metazoa, Arthropoda, Insecta, Diptera, Drosophilidae.